This is a messenger RNA of Peromyscus eremicus (cactus mouse), 725 nucleotides long. RefSeq names its product allograft inflammatory factor 1 like (gene Aif1l). Gene Ontology annotation, molecular function: actin filament binding; calcium ion binding. NCBI's taxonomy places the organism in Eukaryota, Metazoa, Chordata, Mammalia, Rodentia, Cricetidae. The transcript is spliced from 6 exons. Gene Ontology annotation, cellular component: actin filament; ruffle membrane. The coding region runs from base 78 to 530 and encodes 150 amino acids. The record is from RefSeq and is a predicted model, not a curated record. Gene Ontology annotation, biological process: actin filament bundle assembly; ruffle assembly.
ACACGCCGCCGAAACUCUGGACCAGGCGCGCUUUCCUCCCCGUCGUCCAUCUCCUUGGCCGGAGUCAGGCGCACACCAUGUCGGUCGCGGUCAGCAACAGGUUCCAAGGAGGGAAGGCGUUCGGCUUGCUCAAAGCUCGGCAGGAGAGGAGGCUGGCGGAGAUCAACCGGGAGUUCCUCUGUGACCAGAAGUACAGCGAUGAAGAGAACCUUCCGGAAAAGCUUGCAGCCUUCAAAGAGAAAUACAUGGAGUUUGACCUGAACAAUGAAGGCGAGAUUGAUCUGAUGUCUUUAAAGAGGAUGAUGGAGAAGCUGGGGGUUCCCAAGACCCACCUGGAGAUGAAGAAGAUGAUCUCGGAGGUGACAGGGGGCGUCAGUGACACCAUCUCCUAUCGAGACUUCGUGAAUAUGAUGCUGGGCAAGCGGUCGGCUGUCCUCAAAUUGGUCAUGAUGUUUGAAGGAAAAGCCAAUGAGAGCAGCCCAAAGCCAGCUGGCCCCCCUCCGGAGAGAGACAUUGCCAGCCUGCCCUGAGGACCCGCCUGGACCUUCUGGGCUGCCAUCCCCGCCCCCUCUGCUUUCUCAUUGUGAGAUGUCUUCUGUGUUUGCCCUAUGGACUCACUUCUUUUUCCUUUUCAUUUCUUUACGGAAGCACAUGUUACCUGCCUUAAUGAGACUGGGGAAUCCUGAGUCUCGGCCCCUCCUCUCUGCUCCCUGCUGCCCUGCCCC